CGGAGGAGCGCCGGGGAGCGAGGCGCGCCGGGCUGCGUGGCCGGGGACCGGCGCUGGGCGGCCGCCGGGCGCCGCCGCGUCCCCAGCGCUCCGGCCGGCCCCGCGGGGCGGCCUGCGGGGGCGGCGCAGUUGCGAAACUGACUGACUACACAGACUCUGCCUUUUCCGUGUUUUCGUGGCCAGAGACAUGACCUGACGCCUUGAUGACCAGUCUCAGGGCCCUUGGGUGACUGGCUGGGGCACCAUGGAACUUAAAGUAUGGGUGGACGGAGUUCAGAGGAUUGUUUGUGGGGUCACCGAAGUCACAACUUGCCAGGAAGUUGUCAUAGCCUUAGCUCAAGCGAUAGGUCGAACUGGAAGGUACACGCUUAUAGAAAAAUGGAGAGAUACUGAAAGACACUUAGCACCUCAUGAAAAUCCUAUCAUAUCCUUAAACAAAUGGGGGCAGUACGCUAGUGACGUACAGCUGAUUUUACGUCGAACGGGGCCGUCUCUCAGUGAGCGGCCCACGUCGGAUGGUGUGGCUCGAGUUCCUGAAAGAACUUUAUGCAGGCAGAGUUUGCCCCCCUUAGCUAAACUGAGGCCUCAGAUUGACAAAGCAAUCAAAAGGAGAGAGCCUAAAAGGAAAUCGUUAACAUUUACAGGAGGUGCCAAAGGAUUAAUGGACAUUUUUGGAAAAGGUAAAGAAACUGAAUUUAAGCAAAAGGUGCUGAAUAACUGCAAAACAACAGCAGAUGAGUUAAAGAAGCUGAUCCGUUUGCAGACAGAGAAGCUCCAAUCCAUUGAGAAAGAGCUAGAAUCAAAUGAAAUAGAAAUACGAUUUUGGGAGCAAAAAUAUAAUUCUAGCCUUGAAGAGGAAAUUGUCCGCCUGGAGCAAAAGAUCAAAAGAAACGAUGUAGAAAUUGAAGAGGAAGAAUUUUGGGAAAAUGAAUUACAGAUUGAACAGGAAAAUGAAAAACAGCUGAAAGAUCAACUUCAAGAAAUAAGACAGAAAAUAACAGAAUGUGAGAGCAAAUUAAAGGACUAUUUGGGUCAAAUCCAGACUAUGGAAAGUGGUCUUGAAGCAGAAAAAUUGCAACGGGAAGUUCAAGAGGCACAGGUCAAUGAAGAAGAGGUUAAAGGAAAGAUCGGUAAGGUCAGAGGGGAAAUUGACAUUCAAGGCCAGCAGAGUCUGAGGCUGGAAAAUGGUAUUAAAGCUGUGGAAAGAUCUCUUGGACAAGCCACCAAACGAUUACAGGACAAAGAACAAGAAUUGGAGCAGCUGACCAAGGAGCUGCGGCAAGUCAACCUCCAGCAGUUUAUCCAGCAGACAGGGACGAAAGUCACCGUUUUGCCAGCGGAGCCCAUCGAAGUGGAGGCCUCGCAUGCAGACCUAGAAAGGGAGGCACCAUUCCAGUCGGGGUCUCUGAAGCGACCUGGGUCCUCUCGGCAGCUCCCCAGUAAUCUUCGUAUUCUACAGAAUCCUAUCUCGUCUGGUUUUAAUCCUGAAGGCAUAUAUGUAUAACAUUAUCUGUCUUCAGGGGAGAGACCCAGUAAAGGUACCAAGGACAGUGAAAAUUCCUUCUUUGAUUUUGUGCCAAUGAUGAACAGAGGAUAUAUUUCACAAGCCACCGUAUCUUUUUUCUGUCCUAAAUUGCAUACCACUUGGAGCCAUACCCUGUGCACUGAUGCUAAAGAACAAAGAAACUGUGUUUUCACACAUCCACAGUGUUGAUGCUUUUGUCCAGCAGCUGUAAUGCAAAGCCUUCAUUUUUAUUUGUAGCAUUUUGAGAGCAUUAGGAAGGUAUUAUACUGUGUGUAUACAUAAAUAAAACCGUGACUUCAGAAUGAAGAGAAAUAUGUGACUGGCUUAGUUUAUUUAUUCCAUGUAAUCAAUUAAGGAGUGAAUGUUGAUGUUUUAAUAUUUUUUAUUAAUACUUAUCCUGUGACUGAGUUACAUUGCAUAUUGUGUGAUGAUGACUUUGUGUGCAUGUUGCCAGACUCCACGCGUUGCUGAAUUACAGCUACACAAGUGUCAUGGGGGCUCCGCCAUGGAAACUGACUCCAGAAGAACUGACUUGCAUUUACCUUGUGAACCCAUCCUAGCCACUGCUUAAUUAGGUGAGAUAAUUCAGGUUUUCUUUUUAAUCUGGUGUUUAAUCUUUCCUUUACAAUAUUUCUAGCAUAUGAAUGAACCACAUACAAGAACAGAAAUAUUUUCAUGAAGUAAAUUACAUGUUUAAAAGGUUCGCAGUGCUUCAGACACUGUUGAACAAAAAUGUAAUUGUUGAAUAUCUAUCCAAACAGGCAUGGGGUUUCCUGAUACACUACGUGUUUUGUUUCUGCCCUGCCUCAUUAUUUUAGUCUCGUGGAACCUCAGAGUCGCCAUCAUACAUAAAUUAGAGAUGUCUUUAAAAAAAAAAAAAAAAAAGAGAGAUGUCCAAGGAUAUCUUCAGGCAGGUUGCUUUAAGUGAUAUUUUUUUAUUUUAAAAUAACCCACUUUAUAUGUAUGAUCUAUUGGUGUAAGCACCCAUGGAUAAGUUAUUGCUUGCACAUAAUUUACUGUGUACAUUAUGAACUAUUGCAAUUUUUCCAGUCACUUAAAUAGAAAGUAGAUUGGAGUUAGUUACUUUUUACCAAGGAAAUAAAGUUAAAUUCAGUGUUCGUUUUUAUUAAUUUUCAGCUUGACUUUUGCAGGACAUUAAUCUCCAUUUGUACAUAUAUUUUCUUGUUUAUAAAACCAAAAAUGAGUCAGCACCCCUCCCAUGAGUACUGACUUAACUAAGAUGCACAAGAUCAUCUAGAUGGAUGUGGUCAGAUACUUCUUAGCCAUUUUUACAUUCCCUGUGAUCAGAAUUUGGUACAAUAUAAUUAGGACUUUAAUCUAAAAUUUAAAGUAGUUUUUUAUUCUGAGGAAAACAUAUUGUCUGUAUUAUUUACAUGCAACAAAAUAAAAGUGGAUUAGUAUAUUAAUGCCAUGGUAACAAUAAAAAGGUGUAAGUUAUAUCCUAUGCAUGAGGGCAACUUUUGAUGUUUUAAAUGCAUUUGACUUAUUCUUGGUUUAAUGAAUGCUGAGAAUGCUGCUAUAUUUAGGUUUCCAAUGAAAAUUUUUAAGAAUGGCUAUGACAAUAUAUAGAAGCUUCUAGAGGACUGAAAGUAAUAAUGCAUAGUUGCCUUUUCUAGUCUAGCUAAAUGGCAGACCUCAACUAAAAAUAUAUUCUUUGGGUUCUUGGAAUUAUCGAGUUGACCUUGCCAUUAUAUUGUUUUGCAAAAAAAAACUUGAGAAAUAAAUGAUUCUUAUCUAAUAACCACAAUCUAUACAUUUGCUCUCAGUUUAUAAUAGUUAUUUCAUAUCCAUAUAUAUUUAAAAA
Messenger RNA from Balaenoptera acutorostrata (minke whale), 3350 nucleotides. It is a transcript of the gene RASSF8, whose product is annotated as Ras association domain family member 8. Lineage: Eukaryota; Metazoa; Chordata; Mammalia; Artiodactyla; Balaenopteridae. Gene Ontology annotation, biological process: signal transduction. The transcript has 5 exons. The record is from RefSeq and is a predicted model, not a curated record. The coding region runs from base 245 to 1504 and encodes 419 amino acids.